This is a messenger RNA of Drosophila ficusphila, 792 nucleotides long. RefSeq lists its product as uncharacterized. The record is from RefSeq and is a predicted model, not a curated record. Bases 197 to 544 code for a protein of 115 amino acids. The transcript is spliced from 3 exons. Lineage: Eukaryota; Metazoa; Arthropoda; Insecta; Diptera; Drosophilidae.
UCGCUUCCAGUUCGAGGCACCCAGUCCAAGACUUAGUCUGGAUUUCGCUCGCUCCUCGCAUCGGAGUGAGUUUUCGGCGCUUAAAGCUCUUAAGACUUUAACGCGACUUUAAAGUACAACCAGCCGUGCAUCGUCAUCCUCGUUCCACGGGAAAGUCUGCGGCGUAACAACUGCUUUUGAAAAUUGUAAAUUCACAAUGCGGCGCACAUCUCGAUUGAUUCCGUUCGGUUUCGUCAUCCUGAAUCUGCUCCUCCUGCUCUUCCUGCUCCAACUCCUCGUCCUGAUGCCAUCCACAUUCGGCCACACACUGGGUCCCAGCUGCCAGACGCCGGAGCGGACUGAAGGACGGUGUGUGCACUUCAGCGCCUGCCGUUCGGUCCUGCGGCACUACGCGAUGUACAAGGAGCACAUGCCGCCGGUGAUAAUGCGAUCCUUGCAGCGGGCCCGCUGCAAGCCGAAGAACCAAGGCUAUCAUUUGUGCUGCGAACUCAAAGAUGUGAUUCCCGCGAACGUGAACGCGAACGCCAACUCAAAGUUGAAGUAAAUCAACUUCAAAGUGCCUCGCCUCAUGUGUUGCCUGUGUGGGCUUUGAUCUGCUAAAUCAGUCGGUAGCUUUUUUGUUUGGGCCCAUAACCGAAAUGUUAUGGCUGCUGGGUCGCAUCGCAUCGCAUCGCAUCGCUUGUAAUUAUAAUGUGUACACGAAUUAUGUAUUAAGUGCGCCUUCCUUUCGUCUCGCCGGGCAACAGAUGCUGAGACAUAAUAAAAUAAAAAAAAUAAAAACUUCAGCCUCAA